AUGGCAUCUAGGAUUAAUCGAAAAAAUGCUGCUAUCGCCUCACCAAAGGAGGUAGUAAACGCAGAAAAGUCAAUUAUUAUAAAGAAUGAACCUGGGGUUGGACAAGUAACAUCUAAACCCACUGCAAAACCAGCGAUAGGCAAACGAAUAGCUAAGAAAAAUCAAACAAAAAGAGUCAACAACAAAACAUCAGUAGCUGUAAAGUUGAAGGCCAAAGCUAAAAAAUAUCCGUUAGCUAAAACAUUGCUUCAAAAUACUAAAACUGUUGAUGGAAGAAAAAGACUUCUCAAAAAUGUCGUAAAAGAAGGCAAACCAAGAAAACGAAAGAUAAAAGAAGAACUCGAUGAUUCACCACCGGUUUUGGAACCAAUUUUUCCCAUAGAAGAAAACGUAGAAACUAAAAAACAACCGAGAACGCGAGCCACCAAAAAGACUGUAGAUCCAAUAGAUGUGAACAGAAUAAAAGUAGAAAAUGAGGACGACCUAAGUUUGUCAAGUGACGUCACAGAUAUUUCAAAUUCCGAAAUACCGACCUUGACAAAACAAGUGAGAAAACCGAGGGUUCUCAAAAAACCUAAGGUGGAGAUUGAAACUCUAGAAGACGUUAUGAACGAUUUAUCUUACCUGAUAAAAACUGAGGAAGUGAAGGAAGAAGGAGAAUCUUUGUCAGAAUCAAGUAAAACGGAAACAAUGUCGAAACCUAAGAAACUCACCAAAAGGCAGAGGAUAGAGCUGCUCAAAAAGAAAAUAAUAAAGAAAGAGAAUAUAGAAAACACAUUAAGUAAACUAGAUUCUGCUGAUGAAAAAGUCAUCGACAUGUUAGACUUGAACGUCAAACGAGUCAAGCAAAAACCUCUGACUAAGAGACGACACAGUAUAGAAAAAUUCCCUGUAGGCACAUCUGAUGAUUCGGAAUGCACUCAGCUACCCUUCCUCGGCAACUUUCCACGCAGCAUCAGUCCAAAAACUAGAAAAAUUGUGAAACCUAGACAAAGCAUAGACGGAGCUAGCAAAAGGUCAAGUCCUUACAGCACUAGAUCCGAAUCUCCUGCAAGAAUCUUGAGGAACGGUAAACAAAGAAAAGCCAAAGGCCAUCUUCUGGAAGGCUUGGAAACGGAGAUCAAAAAAAGGAGGCGGCUAUGCUCGGAUCUUAGUGGUAGCGAAAUGUCAAUGUCAAAACUAUCUGGGUAUGACUCGGAUAGCAGCUUCUCUGAUUUGUCAUCGGUACAUGGUGCUGAGAUCAAUGAACCUGAGUCGUCUAAGACCAAAGAAGAAAGCAUCAGACCUACUGCUAGUUCAGAAACACCAAUCACUGCCAGUAAAGGACCAAUAGACAAUUUUGGAAUUAUCGAUACUAACUUUAAUCUUUGCAGCGACUUGAAUUUAAGCAAUAAAAAAAUGAUUGCUGAAAACCAAACAUUUGAUGACCCCACUUUACCUGACAAAGACACCUUACUGGAUAUCAUGAAGCUAGCUUUCAAUGACGUAAAUCACAAAAAGUCUCCUAAAACUAAUCAAAAGAUUGAUGCAUUGUUAACUUCGAAGUUCUAUGGGAAACCAGCAAGAAGUAAAGCAGCUGACAAACCUGAAACGGUUGUUCAAGAAGAUGUGGCAAAAACGCACGUUGGUAUACCAGAAAUCAGAUCAGAGCUGACCAAUCCUCCUGUUGAUAUUGUUGAGCCAGAAAUAGUACAAAAUGUGCCUGAUACUGCCAUUGUCCAAGAUCCGAAUACCAUAGUCGUAGAUAAAAACAUCACUAGUAAAAUAGAAUCCAAUACUAAUGAUACUGAAACAUCAGAUACUUCACUAUUUGAGGAUUUUACAAAAAAAGAUUCAGUUACAGAGUAUGACUUUAGAAAAUUUGAUGAAUCUGUAAUUGGAGUUGCAAAACUUAUUACAAAAUAUGAUGAACCUAAUAUCACAAAUGUAUCUGGAACAAUUGAAAAUUUAUCUGAAGCUGUCACCAAUGCACCAAUAGCUGUCACCAAUGAACCUAUAGCUAUCACCACUGAUCAUAUAGCUGUAACCACUGAACCUAUAGCUGUCACCACUGAACCUGUAGUUGCCAACAAUAUAUCUGAAGCUGCUGACAAUCAGUUUGAAGCUGUUAUAACUGCACCCGAACCUUCUGUUGUUUUUAAUGACAUACAAGAUAUUCCAAAAAUCGAAAUAGAAUCACAACAAGAGCUAGUUGGCAAUAUUAUUGAAGAUAGCAAAGAAAACAGUAUAGACCUGAACCUCCAAUCAGAAAGUUUUGCAGAAGCUGUUAAACUGGAAGAGGAUAUUAAUUUACAGCCUGAUGUCAAAAACUAUGAAGAUAAACUAGUAGAUGUUAAUGAAAAUAAAGCACAAAAUAAAGAAAUUCUAAUAAAUUCUCAGAUAGACCACUCAAGUAAUAUUAGUAAGGAAGAUAAUUUAAACACUAUUGAUAUGUCUGAAACUGCAACUGAGCAGUUGUUAGUUCCUGAAGCAGUUGACAAUUAUGUAACUGAAGCUGUUCAGGAUUCAAUGAUUGAAACAGUUGAAGAAUCAUUAGUUGAAGAUUUGGUGAAUCAUGCCGAGACUGCUAUAAACCAAGUGAGUGAAGCUUUUAAUAAGACGCAUGAUACAGUGGUGUCUGAUGAAAUUGAUGUAAAAAGUAUAAGCGAUGUAAAUAUGACUGAUAAUUGUUAUACUGUGAUGGACAAUAGUGAGGAAAAUGGUAGUGUAAAUGUUGAGGAAUCUGCUGAGGAACUUGCUGUCAAAGAAAGUAUUCUCCAGGCUUUGGGCCUGCAAAGUUUGAGGGCGGCCGAAGAGGCUAAGCAAAAGACAACAAAAGAGAAACCCGCCAGCUGGAAAAGUGAUAGCUACACUGGGACUCUGAAGACUGUGAUCAAAAUUAAUCGUGAUAAGAAGAAGGGCGGGAAAGGGUCAAUCAAAAUGACGCUGCAGAAGAGCAAGCCGAAAGCUGUCGUCGCCGCCGAAGAGGAACAAAAUAUUGAGGAGGAUCAAAGAACGAAUAAAGACGGAACUUCUUCGAUUCUGAAGCAAGGAAGCCAUUCUUCUGAUACAGCUGGUGCGCACAGAAAGUCACACUAUUCUAACCGAUCUAACCUGGAUGGCAGCAGCGAACACACCUCGGACGGCGAAUCGGCGACACAAGAUGGCGCCAUCAAGGCUCUCGUCAUCCCGGAGAAGGCCAGCUCUUUCAGCAUACAUCCCGGGCGGCUGUGCAAGGACGAAUGUUCGUACUGCUUCGGCAAGUUCGGGUUGUUCGACACGCCUUGUCACAUAGCGCAAAUGAAGAGCGUCGAUAGGCAGAAUAAAAUUUUGGCCACUGAAAAACACCUGACCAGGGACUCCUGUCUGUGCGACGCCUGCUACCGGCACGUGGACAGGAAGUCGAACACGCCCUCGUACACCAACAGGUCGUUCAAGCGGAACUCGCUAGUGGCACCGGGGCCGCGCCAGAACCACUGUCACGUGCUGGGGUGCAACGAGGUAGCGUCGAAUAUACUGAGGAGGAAAUGGAUCAUCAAGAUGCGAAAGAGUAUAUGCCAGGUGAUCAACAUCGACCUGGACAACCCCGGUCUUCACUCGAUCCCGAUCUGCGAGCACCACUACGCCGCCCUCGAGCAUCUGAUGGUGUGCGCGAUGUGCAAGCGCCGCCUGGCCAGGAACCACGUGCACUAUUUGGGGCCCGAGGUGGACGGGCUGAACGCGGCGCUGGAGGCCGAGGGCGUGCCGCUGGCGCUCAACGACAGGCCAGUGGUGUGCAAGCUGUGCAAGUGCUUCGCCGCGGUGGCGCUGAAAGAGAAGGCGGAGCGGCCGGAGAGCAGCGAGAGUUUCUUCAGGGAGUACAAGAAGAGGCUGCUCCACUUUAACCACAUCGUGCCGAUGGACACGGCGGCAGCCGAGGAGCCGAUCACCGUGCCGUGCCGGGCCGACCGCAUGGACGCCGUCAAGAGGAAGAAAAAGCCCUACAAGUCGGACAGCGAGGGGCCCUCAUCGAGGGACAGCCCCGAGAAGGUCGACGAGAGGGAGGCGAGUCGGCCGGCGUCGAGAUCAGAGUCGCCCUCCGACGACUACAACGGCGUGGACUACAACACGCUGAUACCGGCGAUCGCGAUGGACUGCGGCAGCGACACGGAGUCGAGGAGCAGCAAGGAUCCGUUCGUGGGGCUGAAGAAGUUCGGCUCCCAGAUUGAGGCGAUCAAAGACUCCGUCGAAAUCACCAAGAUAUCCAAGCACGCGAAGAGCAAAACCAGCGACACGGCGGUGCAGAAGCUCGGCUCGAAUCCCUCCAUCUCCGUGAGGCAGCUGUUCCCCGGCGAGGAGGACGUGCCUCUGCAUGCGCACGUCGAUUUCGAUAAUGUGAAGGAGACGACGCCCGAGGGGUGGGAGAAGUGCAGCACCACCAUACAGUACGACGCUGAAACGAAAAGGUUGUGGCAAGAGCUGCAGAAGCCAUACGGCAACCAGAGCAGCUUCCUGCGCCACCUCAUCCUGCUGGAGAAGUACUUCAGGAACGGCGAUCUCAUCCUGUCGCCGCGGGCCAGUCACCACGCCAUCAACUACAGCGAGUCGGUGAACAAUCGGCUGCGCGCGUACGACAACAUCCCCUCGGGCGUGGUCAACGUGCAGCCGAUGACGAUGCUGCCGUUCAACAAGAUGCAGAAGAGCAGCAGCGGAAUUAUCACCAGCGCUCAUGUCGGCAACGCCACCACCAUUGCACCUCCCACCGCCCCUUCGCUUCCCACUCAUGUCUCCCCUCCCCUCUGCAAACCCAUCGGCAACCUCGCCAUGUCCGUCACCACCAUCCCGAGCCACGCCUACAAGGGCGGCGCUUCGAUCCCCGGCCCCGCCUUUAAGGGCGGAGCUCCGAAUCCCGGCUCCGCCUACCAACCACCGAAGAGCGGCACGCCCAUCACGAUAUCGCAGCUGAACAGCCCGCCGCUCAUCCCCGCCCUCAGGCCCAAGGGGCCGUCGACCAAAGGGGCGGCUACUGCCCCGCCCCCCGGGCUGAUCUCGCUGCGGCCGGGGACGGCACGGCCGGUCGCGCCUCUGUCGGGGGGCGUGGCCAAGGUGCCGCAGUCGCAGAAGAUCAAGUUUCCGAUUACGAAGAACUGGCGUCCCAAUUUGAUACCGAUCGAUCCGAGCAAGAAGCAGGAGAAGAAGGUUGGGUUGGUUCAGGUGAUCUCCGGCGGGAAACCCUACCACAUCACGCUCGAAGACUACAAGAAAAUGUGCGCCAUCAAGCGCAGCUUCGAGAUGAAGCAGAAAAGGCUGCAGGACGCGCAAAACGCCCAGAACGCCAAACCCAUCCUGGUCACCCACAAUUCGGUCCUCAAGUCCAUAAUACCGCGCAAGGGCCUCAUCAUCUCCAAGACCGCCGCCGUGGUCAAAAACGAAGUGACGUCACCGCCGCCCAUACCUAGCGGCGAGGAGAACAUCCUGGAGAAACUCGACAGACAAGUGGAGAAGCUCGAGUCGAAGCUGAACGAGAAGGCCGGCUCGUCACUGCUGCUGCCCAGGAUUCCGAGAUCUCUGACGGUGAUUCCGCAGACUGUCACUAGGAAGUCGUCUUCGAGGCCUUCGAGUCCUGUGCUGAUGGGCACGCAGAAGAGCAAUGGGAGCAGUUCAUGA
This is a messenger RNA of Phaedon cochleariae (mustard beetle), 5625 nucleotides long. The record is from the annotation of a GenBank genome assembly. NCBI's taxonomy places the organism in Eukaryota, Metazoa, Arthropoda, Insecta, Coleoptera, Chrysomelidae.